CGGGCAAAUUUUUCAGUUCGGGUUGCCUGUGUAAUAAGAUAUGCCUGCGCCUGCACAACUGCGUACGCUCAGCGGCGGAUAUAAAGCCACGUGACCUUUCUACUAAAGUUUUAUCGUCCAAGAUGGCGCACGACAACAGCCCAUACAAGCACUGUAUACAAUCCAUCAAUGUGAAUUCCCAAGAAUUAAAGUAUUUUGAUGCGUCUAAGCUUGGCGAAGAAGCAUUCGGGCGACUGCCAUUUUCAAUCCGUAUCCUGCUGGAAUCAGCUGUAAGAAACUGUGAUAACUUCCAGGUUCACCAAAAAGAUGUGGAGAACAUCCUUGACUGGGAGAAGAACCAAGAACAAGCUGUGGAGAUUCCAUUCACACCAUCACGUGUGGUGCUACAGGACUUCACGGGUGUUCCAGCAGUAGUUGACUUUGCAGCAAUGCGUGAUGCCAUCAAGAGACUUGGUGGUGACCCUGCCCAAAUAAAUCCUCUUUGCCCAGCGGAUCUUGUUAUAGACCACUCUGUGCAAGUUGAUUUCACAAGAAAUCCAAAAACCAAGCCUUUUGAUCCUGGUGGGGUGCAAACAGCCAGAGGGGAGCAGUGCCCGUUCCACACUUUACCCUCAAAAUGCACCACUGCACUGAAGAAGAAUCAAGAUCUAGAAUUUGAGAGAAAUAAAGAGAGAUUCCUGUUUUUGAGGUGGGGCUCUAAAGCCUUACAGAACAUGACCAUCAUCCCUCCUGGCUCUGGCAUCGUUCAUCAGGUAAAUCUAGAGUACCUGGCUCGUGUUGUAUUUGACAAGAAUGGAGUGCUAUACCCGGACAGUGUUGUUGGAACCGAUUCUCACACUACAAUGAUAAAUGGACUUGGCAUUGUUGGCUGGGGUGUUGGUGGAAUAGAGGGAGAAGCCGUCAUGCUUGGCCAAGCCAUCAGCAUGGUCCUACCUAAAGUUGUUGGCUACAAGCUGGUUGGAGGUGUUCAUCAACUAGUCACUUCCACUGAUAUCGUGCUAACAAUCACAAAGGACCUGCGACAGAGAGGCGUUGUUGGCAAGUUUGUAGAAUUCUUUGGCCCCGGCGUUGCAGAGCUGUCCAUUGCUGACCGUGCGACCAUUGCUAACAUGUGCCCUGAAUAUGGUGCAACAGUUGGUUUCUUCCCUGUUGAUGACAAGAGCAUGUUGUACCUGAGACAAACUGGUCGUGACGAGAGCAAGAUUGCCAUGAUUGAGGCAUACCUCAAGGCUUCUAAACUCUUCAGGGAUUACAAUGACCCAAGCAGUGACCCUGUGUUUUCUGAGGUUGUAGAGCUAGACCUUUCGACUGUUGUACCAUCCCUGUCUGGUCCCAAGAGACCACACGAUCGUGUCUCUGUCUCUGGAAUGAAGGAGGAUUUCCAACAGUGUCUGAACAACAAGAUUGGUUUCAAAGGCUUUGCUAUUCCUCCUGAAAAACAAACUGAUGAGGCUCCUUUCACAUUUGAGGGUACUGAGUACAAGCUUAGACAUGGAUCUGUUGUAAUAUCAGCCAUCACUAGCUGUACCAAUACCAGUAACCCAUCUGUUAUGCUGGGAGCUGGACUCUUGGCCAAGAAGGCUGUCCAGGCAGGACUUAGUGUCUCACCAUACAUCAAGACCAGUCUGUCACCUGGGUCUGGUGUGGUCACAUACUACCUACAAGAGAGUGGGGUGUUGCCGUAUCUUGAGCAACUAGGGUUUUCUGUGGUAGGCUACGGGUGCAUGACUUGCAUAGGAAAUUCUGGCCCUCUAUCGGAGCCGGUGGGAGAAGCCAUAGAGAAGGGUGAUCUUGUUGCAUGUGGGAUCCUUUCUGGCAAUCGCAACUUUGAAGGGCGUAUCCACCCCCUUACCCGUGCAAACUACCUUGCGUCACCUCCUCUAUGUAUUGCCUAUGCCAUUGCAGGGACAGUCCUGAUUGACUUUGAAAAGGAUCCUCUAGGAAAAUCAAGUGAUGGUAAGGAUGUCUUCUUGAGAGAUAUAUGGCCCACCAGAGAUGAAAUCCAGGAGGUCGAGAGACAGUAUGUCAUCCCUUCGAUGUUCAAAGAAGUUUACUCCAAAAUCCAGACUGGCAAUGCCCAGUGGAAUAGCCUUGAUGCUCCUGACUCGCUCUUGUACCCAUGGGAUGAGAAGUCUACCUAUAUCAAGAGCCCCCCAUUCUUUGAGGCCAUGACACGAGAACUGCCUGAGAUCAAAGGCAUCCAGAAUGCUGCAGUACUACUCAACCUCGGUGACUCCGUGACAACCGACCACAUCUCACCAGCUGGAAGCAUCUCUCGCACCAGUCCUGCCGCACGCUACCUCUCCGACAGAGGUUUGACCCCACGCGAAUUCAACUCUUAUGGGUCUCGCCGCGGUAAUGAUGCGGUCAUGGCCCGUGGUACGUUCGCGAAUAUUCGCCUUGUCAACAAAUUUAUUGGGAAGGCUUCACCCAAGACGAAGCACUUCCCUUCUGGAGAUACGAUGGACAUCUUCGACGCCGCUGAGCGCUACCAGAAGGAAGGCCGUACCACCAUCAUUCUUGCCGGCAAGGACUACGGAUCAGGCUCGUCACGUGACUGGGCAGCCAAGGGUCCCUGGAUGCAGGGCGUCCGUGCAGUGGUAGCGCAGAGCUACGAGCGCAUUCAUCGCAGCAAUCUUGUAGGUAUGGGCAUCAUUCCUCUGCAAUUCCUGGAAGGCGAGUCCGCCGAGACGCUGGGCCUUACGGGCCAAGAAGCCUACAACAUUAACCUGCCACAGGAGCUGUCCACUGGACAAGUCAUUGAUGUCUCGUUGAGUGACGGUCGCUCGUUUAAGGCCAAGGUCAGGUUUGAUACGGACGUGGAGCUGACGUACUUCAAGCACGGAGGUAUCCUGAACUACAUGAUUCGACGCAUGCUUAAGUGAUAACACCGCUGGACGACUCACAAUGCUACAUGACCCUCAACGCUAGGUCAUAGUUCAAAAAAUAAUGCAUUAGCAGAUAGAUCUGCUCUGCGAAUCCAAACUUUCUCGGUGGAGGUAUACUUGUGGACUUGGAAGGAUCUCCCUUUGCGACCACAAACAGCCCAAAUAUGCAUCCAUUAAAUACAAAUGAGAUAUGUCGCAUAGAAAGUAAAGUAGCCUAGUAAUAGGGUUCUCGGUCAAUUUUCUCAUUUUGUAUCAUAGGAAUAUUAGGUCGUCUAUUUCAAUUCGCAAAACGAAAAAAAAUAUUGUAAUAAGUGAAGUGUUUGUGCUGAAUGAUGGGAAAUAAAUCAAGAUGAAUAAA
Messenger RNA from Nematostella vectensis (starlet sea anemone), 3246 nucleotides. RefSeq names its product cytoplasmic aconitate hydratase. The transcript is spliced from 22 exons. Gene Ontology annotation, molecular function: 4 iron, 4 sulfur cluster binding; aconitate hydratase activity. Gene Ontology annotation, biological process: tricarboxylic acid cycle; citrate metabolic process. Gene Ontology annotation, cellular component: mitochondrion; cytosol. Lineage: Eukaryota; Metazoa; Cnidaria; Anthozoa; Actiniaria; Edwardsiidae. Bases 123 to 2885 code for a protein of 920 amino acids. The record is from RefSeq and is a predicted model, not a curated record.